GAUCAGGUGCUCUGUAUAGAUGCUGAGAAAUAUAACGAAACCUUUAUAGAAACCUGCAGGUGCCAGGACCCUGUGAGGUCUCCAAUACGGAAUUAACUGUGAAUAUUGGUGUUAGUUUUUAAAGCAGACACAAUAAGAAAGCAGUCAUGGAGGAGAUGACUAUAUGGGAGCAGCACACGGUCACUUUAUCGAAAGAUCCCAAGGUCGGCUUUGGUUUUGCGGUCUCAGGUGGGCUUGACAAGCCCGUAAAUGGGGACGCAGCAGUGAGGGUCUCUGAUGUGCUUCCCAGCGGCCCUGCCAUGGGUCGUCUUCAGACACAAGAUCAGAUAGUUAUGGUGAAUGGCGUUUCGAUGGAGAACGUCAGCUCGCUUUACACAAUUCAAAAUCUGAGGAAGUGCGGGAAAACGGUAAACAUUACUGUAAAGAGGCCACGCACAAUUCAGAUCCCUUUGAGCAACAGACCUACUCGUUCUGCCUCACAAUCCAACAUACUAGAUGACGAUAUGCCACAGAGGAGGGGUCAGCGCAACACAGACACCAGCCGUAACCGACGAACUCGAAGCGUGACACCUGACCGCAACGGUCACGACCUUCCCAUCAUGUCCGGCUACAAGAGACUUCCCAAUCAGGACGUGCAAGAUAAACCCAUCAGAACAACCCUGAUCAAGAAAAAACCCACAGAUGAGUACGGAAUGAAGCUGGGGAGUCAGAUUUUCAUCAAACACAUGACUUCCACUGGUCUGGCUGCCAAAGAGGGCACCCUUCAGGAAGGAGAUCUUGUUUUGAAGAUUAACGGCAUGACGACUGAAAAUCUGUCCUUGCUGGAGACCAAGCACCUGGUGGAGAAGUCUAGAGGUAAACUGUCCAUGUUGGUGUUGAGAGAUGACAGACAGUUCCUCGUCAGCAUUCCCGAAGUGGAGGACAGUCCAGAAAACAGUGCAGACGAGAGGCGGCAAGGCAGUAGUUCAGAGCUGGAGGAAAUCUCAGACCUGGAUUCUGACGGUCCCACAAAGCGAACAUCCCGUCCAAAAGAGCGACGUUCUCGCAGAAAUCGUGCCGAUCCUGUGUCGAAACCACGCGAAUCGCCUCCUCUGCGCUCUACACUCCCAAGACCACCCGCUCAGUCAGUGCCCCCUCGCAGAGUUCCCUCAGAGUCUGAAUCGGACCGCAGCAACUCACCUCCAUCAUCAAAACACGGCACUCUCGAUAACAGAGACCGAUACAAAGUUCUCUCCGGGGUCUCUGCUCUGCCAAACCCUCGAGCCUCACCUGUCACCCAGAAAUGGAGCUCCUCCACUGCCUCUCGGCCUCGCAGAGCCGUUUCAGAGUCCGAUUCUGACCGAAACGCCUCCCCGCCCCCAAGGCGUGAGAGUCCCAGACCUGAAAAUCACUCCAGAUACAAGGUGCUUCCCGAUCUUCCUCCUCCGGGGAUGAAGUCUUCCUCUCUAAGCAUGUCUCAGGAUUUCCCUCGCCGCAUGCCGUCUCCUUACAGGCCUCCACCCAGAGCUGCAUCCGAGUCCGAAUCGGACGAUAGUACCGGACCUCAACGCGGACAGGAGUCCCGCAAUAGAUACAGGGCGACACCUGAGGUCAUGUCAGUCCCUGUAAUGGAUCCCCCAAAGUUGUCGAAACCCUCAAUGCCUGUACAGAAAGCUCCCUCAGAAUCUGAAUCCGAUGCAAGUUACAACUCUCCUCCGAGAACACAGUCUCCAUUCAGUAAAAAAUCCAGAAGCAGACCAGCAGCUGAAAUGCAAGCACCAAUCAUCAACAGCCGCCAGGAUUCUUCACUCAGAGCCGCUCCUGCCAGACCAUUACCUGAAGAUUCCUCUGAAUCAGAAAGGGCGCCAUCACCUGUCAGGAGAUCUGAGAGUCCCAGCCACAACAGCGAUCACAGUUUCCCUCGUGCUGAUGGCACUCUCCGCUCUAACGUGUCCAUUCCCUACCACACCACGUUGAGCUCGAAAACUGAAGAGGAGCCACUUUAUUCACUUCCUCCAGAUGCAGUGCCAACACCAAACCUGGGAUACAGCUCAGACCAGAACCACGUCAGCUUUGUGAAGGAGGGCAGUGUUGGGUUGAGGUUGGUGGGAGGAAAUGAUGUUGGCAUCUUUGUUGGUGGUGUCCAGCCCAACAGUCCAGCCCAGAUGCAAGGCAUGCGAGAGGGUGAUCAGAUACUGGAGGUGAACGGCGUGGACUUUAAUCACUUCACCAGAGAAGAAGCAGCCAUGUAUUUCAUGAACAUCCACGCUGGGGAACGCAUCGAUAUCAGGACUCAGAAUAAAAUGAACAUCUACAAGAAGAUUUUGAAGUCCAGCCUCGGUGAUUCUUUCUACAUCCGUACGCACUUUGACCACGUGGCUGAGAGCAGUGUUGGCUUGAGCUUCACCAGAGGAGAGGUGUUCAGGGUGGUGGACACCAUGCACCGCGGGAAGCUGGGAACCUGGCUAGCUGUGCGCAUGGGCAAUGAUCUACUCGAGCUGGACAAAGGCACCAUACCUAACCAGGCCAAGGCUGAAACUUUGGCCAAUUUGGAGCAGGUACAGAGAAUCAGUGCAGCCGAACGCCAGGCCUCUGGCCCCAGGGCCGAAUUCUGGAAAUUACGGGGUCUCAGAGGGGCCAAAAAGAACGCCAGGAGAACCCGCGAUGACCUCCUACAGUUGACUAUUCAAGGCAAAUUUCCAGCAUAUGAGAAAGUGGUUCUGAAAGAGGCCAAUUUCAAACGGCCUAUCGUCAUUUUGGGUCCUCUGAACGACAUUGCAAAUGAGAAGCUGGCCCGAGAGAUGCCAGAUGAAUUUGAAGUUGCGGAAAUGGCAUCCAGGAAUGGAAGUGAUGGUUCAUCCAGUGUCAUCAAACUAGACACAGUGAGGAGAAUAGCAGAGCAGGAAAAGCAUCCCUUGCUGGACAUUACACCCACGGCUGUAGAAAGAUUGAAUUAUAUUCAGUACCAUCCCAUGGUGCUCUUCUUGGAUCCUCAUAGUCGGAAAGACGUGAAGGCAAUGAGGCAAAAAUACAUACCAGGCUCCAACAAGAGCUCUCGUCGCCUAUACGCUCAGGCCUUAAAGCUUAGGAAACAUUACAGCCAUCUAUUUUGCGCACGCGUUGAUCUUCAGUCUAAUACAAACGUGUGGUUUGAUAUUUUGAAAGACAAGAUUCAGCAACAGCAAUCUAAACCGGUCUGGGUUUCUGAAGUUGCGUUGGAGGGAGGCGCUGAUGAAGACCUUGACGCAUUCAGCCGUGCAAACAACUCUGACUACCUCAGUGGUGCCAGCGACUAUGAGGACACUGAUGGGGAGGCCAUUACGGAUGGUGAAGCCUACACAGACAACGAGGACCUGGAUGAGCCCUCUGUAGGCAUCGCCAGAAACCGUGGCACUGCCUUGGCCCGCUCCUCUGAGCCCGCCACUGGGCACAGUCAAAGUCCCGAACCUUUCUAUGACCCAGAGCCAUACCUGGAGGAAGAGCCCGUGUACACCCUACCUCCCGGGGAAAUACCUCCCAUCCUCCAUGUUCCAGAGCCCCGAUCUCCACGCCUUUUCACUGGCAGUCCCCAACAAGAAGAUGAUGUCCCCUCUCAGCGGAGUUUCACAGAUUCAGACUUCAGCACCGGGGACAUGGCUGCACCGCCGGCACCUUCCGAUGUUCUGCCUAACUUCAAGGCACCAGAUCCCAAAGAAGUCCAAUCAGAGACCCCUCCAGUGUCAGCCAUAGAGGAAAAACUUCAAAAGGAUCGCAUGGCAGAACCAGAAAGGAAACCCUCCCCUUCAUUUAUAGUAUUGGCACAUCACGAAGCCAUGCAAAUGCGGAGAACACAGAUCAGAGGAAGUGAUAGUGAGAGCAAUGAAGACGACAGAGAUAAUGAUGAUGAUUUUGGUGUCGACGAUGAUGAAACUGAUGACGUUGAAUGGGGACCUGCCACAGAGCUGUAGUAUACAUGGAUCAUACUGACAUCAGGCACAUGGACCUCUCAUGUCUCUACGUGUGGACAUGUACAUUUACACAAUCAAACUGGAAAUAUAUAUUUUUUCUAUUUCCAGUGUUUUUUAUGCAGUGUCCGUAUGGACUUGUGAUAGAUGACUUUAAUCUUGGAUCGAUUUUGAAGAUUUGUGAACGCAAUUGCUUCCUUUUGUGGGUUUUGUAUUUUUAAUGGAUGCGCUGAGAUCCUUCUCGGGAUUAUAUCAAAAAUAAAUAUUGCCAUUUGUAAUAGACAAUUUGGGUAUGCUUUACCCUCUUCAGGAACUUGAUAAAUAUUAUUUUAAUUGUUGUUUUUUAAACAAUGCAUUUUAAGGUCACGUUUAUUACUGUUAGAAAGUGUAAUGAAAUUAAUCUUGCUACUAACUGUACUUAAUCUUCUCCAGUCUUCUGUCCUUAAUUCAACUCAGACUGCUUAAAAAGUGAAGUCCUAGUGGAAGCAAAUGGAAUUGCAACAAUAAUAACUUACAAAGUUGCUUUAAAAUUCCCCUACACCCAGGGCAUUGAUCAGGGGCUUGGUAAUUUUAAGGGCUGUCUCAAACGAAAUCCUUUUUUAGUGAAAUACAAUGUUCUUUCCCUAAAAAAAAAA
Carassius auratus (goldfish) is the source of this 4558-nucleotide messenger RNA. Its product is annotated as tight junction protein ZO-3. Bases 147 to 3926 code for a protein of 1259 amino acids. Gene Ontology annotation, cellular component: bicellular tight junction; plasma membrane. The transcript is spliced from 31 exons. Gene Ontology annotation, biological process: cell-cell junction organization; cell-cell adhesion; protein localization to cell-cell junction. Lineage: Eukaryota; Metazoa; Chordata; Actinopteri; Cypriniformes; Cyprinidae. The record is from RefSeq and is a predicted model, not a curated record. Gene Ontology annotation, molecular function: cell adhesion molecule binding.